GAUAUUGGCUGAAUAUGGCGGCACCACUGCCACCACAUCACAUCGCCCCAAUCCAGCCCAAUGACGCUAGAGAUACGCGCUCCUUCGGUGGUUUGCUCCCUGGCGUGCGAAAUUGGUUGGCACGGCACUUCACACAGACCUGGGCAUUCGCUACGCCACCAGACUCUUCUCUAGGAAGCCUAAGAAGAUAUGCGCAAGGUACAUGGUUGCCAGCACCGCAGAGCCACACCAUGAUCCCACUUGCUUCCGGUAACAGUGGCAUUGUUCAUGUUUGGGUCUGCGUCGACAGGAACAACAAUAUCCUCGACCGGGUUGUCGUCAAGCACAAUGUUCCUGGCAUUGCUGCCUACAACAAUCCAGACAAUUGGGAAAAUGGGCAGAUUGGCGGAGAACCAAUGGAAAGCUUUAUCGCGAACGCCAUCCACUAUCAGUUAUCUACCGCCAAUCCUGGCGAUGAGAAAUUUGUUGCCGAAUGCUUAGGUUAUGGUGACUGCCAAUACCAGCCACCUGACUUACCACAGUACAAGCUGUACUAUGAGUAUCUUUUGGGCGAUCUCCCUGGAUGCAUCAAGUCCCAGUGGCGAACAUCUAAAUUGGUCAAACGUCCUGGACGCUUGAAGAGAACGAGAGUAGAGCUGGAACAAGAACCUUUUCCUGAAGGUUUUUUGUGGGCUUUUUCUUUGGUCAACCUGAUCCCAAUCACUUUGCGAUCUGGCCAGUACCUAAGUAACCAGAUCCAAGGUCAGCUUGGCAGGCAUCGCAUAGGACCAUAUGCAGAGACCUUUGCUGCACCAGAGAUGGAUUUCGAUGACUCUUGGUGGCCAGGCCAACACGUAGUGCAGUUCUUCGACCACUGGGACCCCAACCUACCGCCAACAGUACCAGGUGGCAGACCAGGAGGUUAUGUCCAAAGACCUGCUGUGCUUUCGUCCGCAACAACUAUAUGGCAGAUCGGAAUGCUCAUCUUGUCUGCUAUCCGCCUCGAACCGCAUCUGCUCGAGANNACACAAUGGCGAGAUCCUCCAGACCCCGCCAAUUAUCCUAUUCCUAUGCAUCAAGCCAUGGGUUUCAGACCUGGAUUCGCGUCCCAGCCCAUGAAGAUGAGACUUGACGACCCUAAAUCGAGAAGAUACAGCAGACAACUACUGGCACUUGUUAAAAAGUGCUUGGCAUUCGACCCAGAUGCCAGAAUAUCGCCGCAACAAUUGCUUCAGGAAGUGCAGACCAAGAUGGUUGGCAGAGAUGGCGGGAUGAUGGCAGCAAGGGGCAGAUUUCCUCACAAUCAUCNNCCUCAGGCUAUCAGGAUGAGUCUUCAAGACAAGUACAAGGUUGGAAAGAAGCCUUACAAACCACGAAAGGUUGCA
Messenger RNA from Aureobasidium musti, 1364 nucleotides. Lineage: Eukaryota; Fungi; Ascomycota; Dothideomycetes; Dothideales; Saccotheciaceae. The record is from the annotation of a GenBank genome assembly.